Molecule: messenger RNA, 2650 nt
Organism: Physcomitrium patens
Lineage: Eukaryota; Viridiplantae; Streptophyta; Bryopsida; Funariales; Funariaceae
Source: RefSeq, a predicted model, not a curated record
CCAAUCAGAGCAAUCAGAUCCCACAUUGGAGGAGUCACGCUGCUGCUGCCCCAUCGCACUCCACCGCCGCAUCGACGGAGACAGUGAGUGAGUGAGUGAGUUGCCGCAUCGCUAAUCCUACGAAGUCAUGGAAGAUGAUGAAGAAGAAGAAGCAGAAGCAGAAGCAAGCAAGCACUAGCACAGGUUUACUCGUGCUACUGGGCAUGGCGCCUCCUCCUCACAUCUCUUGUUGUUGUUGCUGUUCCUCUCCUGCUGCUGCUUCCCCUGGUCGAUUGUGACCUCGAUCAGUGUCAUCUCCGCUGCACUGAUGAGGCUUCGACUUGCACCGAGACCGGAGCAGAUUCUCGGCACGGGCUGAAGAUUACUAAGUGUGCGUAGGUCACGAUUGAGUUGACUAAUGAGUGGCCGUGGUGGGCCACAACUGUUACGUCCAUCGGAAGCAGAAUUUUGAUAGGAGUGACUAAAUAGAUGGAAUUGCAACAAUUCCUUCUGGGAAAAGCGGAGGGUUGCAGAUUUCAGUUUCGUGAUGAAUCGACUAUUUCUAAUUCUUUCAAUAAGCUGGUGACGAUUCUUGUCAGAUUCGUAUCUCAAUGCGGUUUACCAUGGAACAAAGGCACUCUUCACAAAUACAAGACCCCCAUGCCGGAAGCAUCAAAUAUCUCAGCAAUUCCUACGCACCAACUCCAUUCGUUCGAGCGCCAGUUGUACCAGGUGUUUCUUCCUCAGGACAGAGCAUACUCAGUCCUGUGGUGAUUGCAAUGGUCGUAGUGCUGGCCGGAGCCUUCCUAAUCGUGAGCUACUACAGAGUCUUCGAUAAGUACUGUAAUCGGAAUCUAUUUUGUUGCUGGAGUGCGUGGCGCAACGGCCGAGAUGGCAGUCCCUCCACCAUUGUGUUGAUGGAGGAGCACGGCGCAGGGCCUGCUAGUAGGGUGGGCUUGGACGAUGCCCUCAUUAGCCGGAUUCCGACUCGAAAGUACGAUCCCCACGAGGGAGUGCUCGACAAGACUGAAUGCUCCGUUUGCUUGGGAGAGUUUGAGAUCGGGGAGGUGCUUCGAAUCCUGCCCAAGUGCAAUCAUCCCUUUCACAUCCCCUGCAUCGAUACGUGGCUUGUGAAGUCCUCCACAUGCCCCUUGUGUAGAAUCAAUAUUGCUCUGGAAGCUGUGUUGCCCCACACUCUCAUGCCGGCGGAGAGGGAGACGCCCGAACAUGCUCGUGGCCCUACUAUGUCGCUCCUUUUGGCGUCGAAUAUCAAUCCUGGACCAUCUCUCAUCAACCACGAGACUGAAAUUCUGCACGAUAAUGUGCUGCAGUUAUUGGAAAGCGGGCAGUUUUCUGGUCUUUCCAGAUCGAUGUCGCCGCCUUCCAGCCGCGGUUCAUUCAUGUCUACUUCGGAUGUCGGAAUUCAAGAUAACGAACAGAUUGAGUUGGAACCAAAUUCACUGCAACACUCUCGGCAUCUGUCUCUGGAAACAGUUGCGACUCCCAUGAGAGAAACGCAUCUCCUUAACCGCCAGAACAUAACCUUGGAGCAAAAUACACAACUCAGCAGGCAAUUAUCUCUUUCCAUGAAGCGGAGGCUCUAUCACCAAGCUCGCAGAGAAGUACACCGGAUUCAUUCGGAAGGUGGGCCUCCCCAUAGCCAAACUGAUCAAGACCUCAAUGGAAAGCAUCCUCUCGUCCCAAUUCCUGCACCGCAACUGAAGCGCUUCGUUCCCUUGAUUGGGUCAUCCUCUGCUCGGUCCACGAGCUCAAGUUCAGACCAAGAGGUGGCCGAGCUUUUGACACAAGAAAUAUUUAGUCACACCAGUCACUUAAAAAUCGAUUCAGAAUCAACUCUGAAAACCAGCGCAAAGAAACAACCAUGUUCAACGGAGAACUCUCAGGAUAUGGCGUUAUCUACAUGUUCCUGUUACAAAUCUCAGCAGAUCUCACAAGAUGAUGCAAGCUUCGAGUCGACGCUGUCCAUCAACGAGCAAGGAAACCCUCCCUUAGAUUUUUCAAAGCAAGGUACCUGCGGUUACAACACGCCGGAUGAUUCAACCGAUGGUGUACAUUUGCAAUUUUUUUUAGCCGUGAGCUCAGACGAUGAAAAUUCACAGCAGAAUGGCCAAUUAAGGUCUGACGAGAGCUGCAAGGAUCACUGCCAGAUGUGGCCUAGCGAGGCCUGCCCAUUCAAAACCUCCAUGUCACGGUCGAAUAGCUGUGAAUCACUGACAAAGGCCCACACAUCUGAACCUGUCUUCGAGGUGUUCAACUUCUGAGUGACUUCAUUUAAGCUUCUCUAGAGAAGCAAAGAGAAGUAUUCAUGUAAAAUUAUUAAAUGAUCGCGAUUAACUUGCAUCUGUUUAGAGAUUUUGCUAAGGGGGAUCAUUUCACAUAUACUGGAGCAGAUGUGGUUAUAAAUCCUUGAUUCUUUGACACGUCGACUGAAAGCCAACCUACAGUGUUCAUCAAAUCCGUAGAAAGUAAUUAAUUAUUCUUGCGUCCUCGAUGAUGCGGUGUGAACAUGAAUUCCCUGCCAAUUCCAUGAAUUCUCGUAGCAAAGUGAUUUCAUUAACGAAAGUGUAUUCUUGAAAUUUUGGAGACGGAGACCGUAUCUGUCCACGCUAAAGGCCAGUAAAAUUAUUGUAAUGAAUCUGAGCAUUUAGUA